Copidosoma floridanum is the source of this 2181-nucleotide messenger RNA. RefSeq lists its product as uncharacterized. Gene Ontology annotation, molecular function: RNA polymerase II cis-regulatory region sequence-specific DNA binding; DNA-binding transcription factor activity, RNA polymerase II-specific. Lineage: Eukaryota; Metazoa; Arthropoda; Insecta; Hymenoptera; Encyrtidae. The record is from RefSeq and is a predicted model, not a curated record. Gene Ontology annotation, biological process: regulation of transcription by RNA polymerase II.
AGCCCGCGGGGAUAUGUUCCUACGGGAGGCUGACGAUCACAAUUUCGUCGAGAUGGAGUUUCUCCAGAGCCACCAUUCCGCCAACAACUCCGAGUCGCCCUACACUCUCGGCACGGGCUCGGUGGGGAGCAUCGAGGCUAGCAUACCGUCGGGCCUGUGCUCGGGCUCGCUGGGCGGCGACGAGGACGCGGACGCGGAGCCCGAGGACCACCACCACCACCACCACCACCAUCCAGAGCACGGCCUAGUGCAGCACCAGCCGCACUUGUCGCAGCACAUCCAACAGCAGCAGCCCGCGAGCGGCACGACGACGCCCGCGCCCGGCUCGUCUGCCCAGCUCGUGGGCGAGUUCGGCACCAGCUUCUGGGUCGACGACAUGGCUGGUUUUCCGCUGCCGCCCCUCGACCUCGACCCCCUGCCCCCCGGACUCUUCAGCCCCUGCUCCGGAACUUACAAUUGGGGUUGCGCGCGGGGCGAGUGCCUACCACGGCCGGGCAACAUAAACGGCGAGGGAAUGGCCGACGUCCUGCUGUCCCUGAAACACGCGGUGGUCCACCCGUCGAGCCCCACCGGCGGCUACUACUCGACACCCGCGAGCCACGGCUACUCGCCCCAGGACUACGGCCAAAACUUCGCACCCGCCCCGACGAGCGGACACUACGCCCAAGGCCCCGCCAUGUCCGUCAACGUGUCCAUGAACAUGACCAUGAACAUGAACAUGCAUCCGGGGCACGGGUACGAGCAGAACUACAGCGGCGCGUGGGGCGUGGAGCCGUUGCUCAGUCCCGCCCCCCAAUACGCGGGGGUAGAGCAUCAGCAGCAGAGGGUGAGCCAGGCGGCGGCCAAUAGCUUGGCGGCUGCGGCUGCCGCUGCGGUGGCUGCCACCUCCGCGCACCCCCAGCAUCAGGUCCAUCACCACCAUCACUCGCAUCACCACCACCCCCAACAACAACAACAACAACAGCAACAACAACAACAACAACAACAACAACAACAACAACAACAACAACAACAACAACAACAACAGCAGCAGCAGCAGGCGGAGCACGUGCUUUGCGCGGCUGGUCUGGCCCAGGUUGGCUCUGGUAUCGCGGGACACGACGACCAGGCCAGGCCGAAUUUGUGCCGGAUAUGCGGAAAGACCUAUGCCAGGCCGAGCACCCUCAAGACGCAUCUCAGGACGCACUCCGGGGAAAAGCCCUUUAGGUGUCACGCCUGCUCAAAGGCAUUCAGUCAGGCGGCAAAUUUGACGGCUCACGCAAGGACGCACUCGGGAGAAAAGCCCUUUCGCUGUCCAGUGUGCGACAGGCGAUUUUCGCAGAGCAGCUCCGUCACGACACACAUGAGAACACACUCCGGAGAACGGCCCUACAGGUGUCGGUUCUGCAAGAAGGCCUUCUCGGACAGCUCGACGCUGACGAAACACCUGAGGAUCCACUCGGGCGAAAAGCCGUACCAGUGCAAGCUCUGUCUCCUGAGAUUCAGUCAGAGCGGCAACCUCAACAGGCACAUGCGAGUCCACGGGGGCGCUCUGACGUGACAAAGUGACGACCAUCCGACCAUCACGGCCACCGUUCAUCUCGCUCAUCGCCAUCAGCUCGUCGAGCCCGAAUCCUCCUCCUCCUCCUCCUCCUCCUCGUCGUUUAUGCUGCCACAGUGCUGUCGCAUACCCGUCAUCGCGUUCGGCAUGGACUGCUUACAACGAAAAUUACAAUAAAUCUAUAUAUGUUGUUGCGUUACUUGUAUCAACAAAAAAGAAUCAUUCCUUUCGAGGCGUCGAGACGAACUUAGGCGCGUGUACGAAAAUAUUUGCCGUGCGCGCAGUUGUCGGUAGCUAAGAUAUUUUUUAUAAACGAACACGUAAGUUUUGUAAUUCAGAUCAUUCGUAGGGACUUUUGUUAAGGAAAAUAGCGAAUUUAAGAAAAAAACAUAAUAAAACGCAUGUUGCUUCGAUGUUUAUUAGAAAUAAUUGUAUAGAUGCGUGCAUUAAAUGAAAAAUCAAUCGCUUCGAUUGGGUGAAGUUUCGAAAUUUCGAAAAGCAAAACUAGUCUGAAUUAUGAAUUUUGUCCAAAAAUAAAAUGUUUAAAAGUGAAAACCAAAAAUUCGAGAAUGAGACGUAUAAUGGAGAGACCUGCGGAGUAUUGCGUACAUAUACAUGCUGUACGCGUUACCCACGGCACC